Molecule: messenger RNA, 3554 nt
Organism: Diorhabda carinulata
Lineage: Eukaryota; Metazoa; Arthropoda; Insecta; Coleoptera; Chrysomelidae
Exons: 3
Coding region: 2890-3222 (110 amino acids)
Source: RefSeq, a predicted model, not a curated record
AGUAUAGAGAGAAGGUGUAGUGUACAUACAUAAGUGACAGUUUAUUGACGGCAAGUUAUUUUACGUGGCAUGGUUUAUUAUGAGUUUUUAUUUUAUAUUUGUUAUUGUUUACCUUGAAAAUGUCUGCGGUGUGGAAUUUUUUCGCAAAAAAAGGAAACAAUCAACUUGUUUCUUGUAAUUUAUGCGGUAAAGAAUAUAAAACGUGUGAAAAUACUACAAAUUUAGCCACUCAUCUAAAAAAAAGCAUUAUAAUGCUUAUAUGCAAAUGUUGAAGCAUCCGACCCUUUCAAAAACGAAAAAAUCUGGAACAAGAACUGAAGUUGCUGCAUCAAUAGACAAAGAUGAUUCUGAUGACAUAUGUCUUAUAAACCCUAUAGAGUUGUUGAUUUUUAAACUGUCGUAAUCGCACCUUGAACAUAUCGAUACGAUAUUGAUAUAUUUUUUACAUUUGCCUAUCACUACGACAGUAUACUAUUUUCUCUCUCGUUCCAGAUACCUCGUUGCGCAUUCUUGAGAAUGUGCAAAGCCGAGCUGGAACCUCGAAGGAUAGAGAAAGCGUUAUCAUUGUCUUCCUUAGUAAGAACAGCUUCCACUUAUAGAAACUGUCCAUACAGCAGCAUUAUAUAUAUGCUCACAACUAUUCAUAAUGAAUAAAUCGCCUGAUAUGACCAUUAUAAUUCAAUUAAUAUUUUAAUUUAUUUAUCAAAAAAACAUAAAUAUCCUGGCUUAGUAUUCGGUAACUAUAAUAGCUAAUAUUUAUUUGGAAGAAAACACAAUUCAGUUGAAAAUUAUAUUUUUGAUAUGCAAUUGAGCAUGUUACAUAUAAAAUAUUUCACAUAAUAGACUACAAUAACUAUUAGUCAUGAAAAUAAGUUAUGGCCAUUGUGUUCUCAUAAAAUGCAGUUUUUCCAAAAAAUCUUAUUUUCCUUGAAACCAAAAAACUCCUAUAAAUAUUUUCAUAAAUGUCAACAGUUACUUCUAGAAUCUCAAUAACUCGAUAAUUAGUAAUGUACAUCUAAAUAUAGGUAUAUCCUUACUCCAACAACUAAUUUAAUAAACACAAACUGUGGUCAGAAAUAAGUGAAUCAAUAUUUGAAAAAUGCUCUGAAAGUUUGUUCAGCAACCAAAUGAACAUUAAUACUUUCACUAAAAUGCUAUAAGAUCGUGAUUCAAAAGACAUUUAGGAAAGAGUAUAAAUAGGAUUGCCACCCGUAUUUUAUAAUAAAGCAUUGUACGUUAUAUCACUUUAUUGUUCUCAUAAGAGAACAAAUAAAUAUGCAAUAAUACUUUAUUGCAUAUUAUUAUUAAACCAACUUUAUAAUCUGGUAUGUACAUACCAGUCAAAAUUUUUUGCCCAUCACAUAAUCCAUUCAUUAAAUUUCAAAAUAAUACAUUUUCAACAAAUUUCUCUUUCAUAUUUUCAAGCGAAAGUCGAAAUGGCGUGUCUUACAAACCAGAAAUAACAGUGGCCCUUAUUUGUUUACUUUAUACGAGCGCAUAUUUAUAUUUUGUCGUUGAGUGUGACAAGUUAAAACUUGCAAGUACCGGUUGGUUUGUUUAUGAUUUUAGUUUAGUCCCAGUUAGCUCUGAGACGCAAGAAUGUGCUGUGAUUUAUAUUUUUCGGACAGACAUCUUUUUUUGAAAUUACUUGAGUUACUUUCUUUAUCGCAAAUUCAGAUUUGUAUAUUUAAAAAUGAGUAACAGACAACCAGAUUAAGUUAUAUAUGUUCUUUGAAAUAUAAUACGGUGCAGACUCUAUAAUCCGAACUCUUCAGUAGUCGAGCAAGCAUUUUCAAUACAUUAGAUACUCUCUAAUCCGAAUUUCAUAGUACUCGAUAAUCCGAACCUGCACUUUUAGGCCUAUUUCCUAUGAAAAUUAUGACUAGAUGUUCAGGGAUUCCCCCAAUUUCCCUUUUGUUUAUAUCUGAGACUCACAUUAAACAGGUGUGCAGCAUUCUCACUGCUUUUGUACGCUUUUAAGCGUGAUAUUUACAUACUUUCCUGGGAUGUUUCUAAUAUCAUUUUAGGUGAUAUAACUGGGGUUUUAUUUUAAUAUUUGCUUAAAUAAAAAUGCCCCCUAAAAGAAAACACAAGAUAUUGUCCAUAAAACAGAAAAGUGAAAUUAUUGAAAGACUUAACAAGGGAGAAAGUGGAAAAGUAUUGGCCGCUGAGUAUGGGGUUGGGAGAUCUACAAUCUGUACAUAGAACAGAAAAAGUCUGAAAUCGACAGCAUGGUAAACACAUCAACAAUUUGAAAUUUUAUCUGCUAAAGCAAGACAGUUUUAUACCGAAACAUAUGGAAAUGAUCAUUUUAGAGUUAGCAGGGGCUGGAUUUGUAACGUUUAAAAAAGGCAUAGUCUGCGUGCUGUAAAAGUGUGCGGGGAAAAACUAUUCAACGAUCAAAGUGUCGUCAAUCCUUUUUUGACUACAUUUAAAGAGAUUUAAAAAUAUACAACGCAGGCGAAUCGGAAAAUGUUUCCGGAAAAAACGCUAGUUCGUUCACAAGAGAAGAUCGCAACAGGUCGAUAAAUAAGCAAAGAACGAGUAACAUUUUUAGCUUGUUGCAAUGCAGAUGGGUCACAACUAAAGAUGCUAGUGAUGGGGAAGACAAAAAAUCCACAAGCAUUUAAAAACGCAGACAUUUCUGUUGAAUACAAAUCCUCUGCUAAUUCCUUCCACCAAAUUGUACAGCACUCUUGCAGCCGAUGGAUCAAAAUGCUAUCAGACUAAUAAAAUUAUUUUACCGAAAAAGCCUUUUAGCACACAUUUUAUUAAGUAACGAACACAGCGUUGUUAAAAACUGUUUACCUAAAAGAUGCAGUAUGUCUGCUAUGCAAUGCUUGGGAGAAGGUUUCUUCUGAAGUCUUGCAGAAGUGCUGGGACAACAUUAUGUCCGAUAACGAUAAAGACAUUCAAUAUGAUCUACUUUCUUUGGAUGGAGAUAUAGAAGAUAUUGCUGGAAUGCUUAAUGUUUUGGCAGAACCAAAUCUAACAAACGUAGAAGUACGUAAUUGGGUUGAAAAUGAUGAAGAUCUGUUACCGCUGGAAGAAGCAGAUGGAGAUGAACCUGAAGUUAACGAGCAUGACGGCUCGGAAUUAGAUAAUCAAAACAAAACUGUUAAAAACGCUGUAGCAGCUAAAAGUUUAAACCUGUGUUUAAAAUGGGCCGAAGAAAAUGAUAUUCCAUUAAAUGAUAUACUUGUACUUCAAAGAUUAAAAUGAAUAAUCAAAGAUCUGUAAAGUAAGCGAAAAUUACAAAUUACUUUAGAAAUUAAUACUUACCAUAUUCUUACUUUUUAUACAUAUAUUUUUUAGUGUUACUUAUUCGUAAUUACUGUUUUUUUGCGUUUCAUAAUAAAGAUUUUGAAAAAAAAACAACUGCUUGGGUAAUCCGAACCACCUUGGUUUUUAUUAGUUGGGAUUAUAGAGUCUAUACAGUAUCAAAGAAUGAAUUACUUUUUACUUGUAAAUUAUAGAGACGAUGUACGAUUGUUCAUUAGCGACAAAAAUAUGUUUUCAAACAUAAUAAAUACAAAUAAAUUGUAAUUUAUCUU